UCUGCAGACCUACAGCUGCGUCAGUCCCUGAUCAGAGCCCGGAGUUCAGCUUCAUACGCUGCGCAGAGACCCUCAGAGUCCAUCAUGAAGUCUCAGCACAAAUGCAUUAUGAUCUUUGCGCUGGUGUGCUGCUGUGCUGUGCUGAUAGCACUAAUAUUCUCUGCUGUAGAUGUGUGGGGGGAUGACGAGGACGAUAUCGCUGAAGGAAAAUGUACCUGCCGCGUUGUGCUUGUUGAGAAUAUUCCUGAAGAUCUGUCCAUUCCACAUGAGGACACAGUUUCACUGGCCGCCGGUCUCCGUGAGCUUUUGGAUAAAGCACAUCGAUCUGUUGAGAUCGUGUCACCAUGGUGGGCACUGAACUCUACCGAGUAUGAGUCAAAACCUACCCAGGUCAAGCAGGGUCAGAUCUUACUCCAUCAGUUGAUGAGACUGCAGUCUCGGUCAGUCAGUUUGAAGGUGGUCAGUGGACUAACUAAUUCUUCGGAGCUCAAGGCACUCACUAAGAGUGGUGCAGAGGUGCAUUACCUGAACAUGAAAGCCCUCAUUAAAGGUCAGCUCAACUCCUCCUUCUGGGUGGUGGACAGGAAGCACAUGUACAUAGGAAGUGCUGGAAUGGAUUGGAGGUCACUGUCUACGAUGAAGGAGUUGGGCAUCAUUAUUUAUAACUGCAGCUGUCUGGUGUCGGACCUGCACAAGAUAUUCAGCCUCUACUGGCAACUGCAAUAUAAAGACUUUUUGCCGUCAAUAUGGUCCAAGAAACUGAACGCUCUCUAUAACAGAGACAACAACCUUCAACUGCAUCUGAAUGACACUGAAGCAAAAGCAUACUUUUCAAGUUCUCCAGAUGUUUUUUGCACAAAAAAACGGACAAAAGACCUCGAGGCCAUUAACAGAGUCAUCCAAGAGGCUGAGACAUUUAUCUACAUCUCCAUAACCAACUAUCUACCAAUGCUCAACCACAGCCAACCCAGGUACUGGUCACGCAUUGACAACAUGCUCCGAGAAGCCUUGAUUCUGAAAAAAAACAUCAAAGUACGCCUGUUAAUAAGCCGUUGGGAGCAGACUGAGCCGCUGACGCUGAACUUCCUGUGGUCUCUCAAAGCACUGUGCACAGAGUCAGUCAGCUGCUCAGUGGAGGUGAAGUUCUUCAUUUCACAGAAGCAGAGCAAUGGACAACUCUAUGGAAUGAAUCAAAACAGAUACAUGGUGACAGACAGAUCUGUGUAUAUAGGGAAUUUAAACUGGGUGGGCAACGAGUUUGUCUACAGCGCCGGUGUUGGUGUGGUGAUCAGUCAGCAGGUGGACCAGAACAACUCGACUGUAGUUGAACGGAUGAAAGCUGUCUUUGAGCGAGACUGGCAUUCCCACUACAGUAAAACACUCCAGCCAGACAGGAUCCCAGCAUGCAGCAAGCACACGGUCAAAGAGCAGCCUGCGGCAAGCGGUUCUCUCUGAAAACUUGUUUGAAAAUCGCAUGCAAAUCUUAAACUUAUCAAUCAAUUUGUUGGCUGUUUCCUUUCAGUUGUACCAAACACUUUGAGUUCACACAGCAAGCAAGACUUUAUAUCGAAACCAUGUUUUGAAGGUAAUAACUACUUUGCUAUAUCGUUUGGCCCUGAUUUCACCUGGAAUUAAGAUGCAUUUUCAUGAUGCAAUCACAAGUGGUGCUAUCAGACUCAGAGCUGUCGUCUUUAUUCGUUUCAUUCGCCUCCUUUAGCCUAUUGCUUGGAAGCAAGGUAACAUGGUUUGUCUGCUUUGACUGUAUGUGUGCACAUUACUCUGCACUCCCAUGAUUAUAAGUGCUCACAGGAGAUGCAUUUGAGACACAAACAUCUCGGAUGGUACACACAAAUGCAUCUUAAUGCCACAUGGAAAUGUUAUAUGAAUUGUUUUAAGAUGUUUGUCUCUGCUCAAGUGUUGCGCUGAGACUUUCUGUUCUAAAAAGAAAAAACUUUUUACCUUUAUUAAGGGAAAAAAUGUUUUCAAUUUCACUUUCAUUUUUGUAUUCAUAAAAUUUAGAAUGUGCUUCCCGAUAUUUUUAAGCAUAAAAUGGUGAGGCAUGUUUAAUAUGCAUUAUCAAGCACUGUAUUUGAAAGUUAAUUUCAUAAAUCAUUUUUACAGGCAUGUUUUUACAAAAUCUUUCUACAAAUGUUCAUAUAUCUUGAUUUGUUUUGCUGAUUCAGUAUAUAUCUGCAAGGUGAUUUAUGAUAUGCAAAUAGUGUAUGCUGUUCUGUGUCAGCCGCACCACAUACGCUGUGUGCGUCCAGUGGAUAUUCUUCAAAAUGGCGCUACGCUGACGUGGAGGAGACAAAUUGUUGAAUAAAGUUAUUAUUUUUGUUUUCUUUGCGUGCAAAAAGUAUUCUCAUCGCUUCAUAAAGUUCAGAUUGAACCACUGAUGGCAGAUGGAGUAUUCUGACGAUGUCUUUCAUACUUUUCUGGGCCUUGACAGUGUAAUUUACAUGGCAGUCAACGGGACAGUCACAAACCUCCCGGUUUUCAUCCAAAAUAUCUUGAAUUGUGUUUGAAGAUGAACGAAGCUUUAAGGGUUUGGAACGACAUGGGGGUAAGUGAUUAAUGACAACAUUUUCAUUUUGGGGUGGAGUAACCCUUUAAAGGGUUUGGGGGCAGUCGUGGCCUAAUGGAUGGAGAGUUGGACUUGUAACCCAAAGGUCGUGGGUUCGAGUCUCAGGUCCAGUAGGGAUUGUAGGUGGGGGAGUGAAUAACCAGCGCUCUCUCCACCCUCAAUACAGGUGAGACCCUUGAGCAAGGCACCGAACCCCCGACUGCUCCCUGGGCGCCUCGGGUGUGUGUUCACGGUGUGUGUGUGUGUUUGUUCACUACUCACUGCUGUGUGUGUGCACUUGGAUGGGAUAAAUGCAGAGCACAAAUUCCGAGCAUGGGUCUCCAUACUUGGCCACACGUCACGUCCUUUCCUUUCCUUAUAUAUCACAAACCUCUUUAGCAUGAAUACAAGCAUGCAAUGCCUAAACUCUAGAAACAUAACCAUGAAAAUACUAUUCAGUAUAUAUCCACUUAACACCAGCCUCGAUAACUGAAGCUGUAUUAAUACUCUUUUUUUUUUAAUCAUAGUUGUUAAUCCUCUAUGAAAUAUGCUAAUGAACGGACUUUCAUGAACUAGAUUUUAAUCGAACACCAGUGUUCACCAACAGCAUUAAACAUAGUAAAAAGAGUCUACGGUACUGUCACGUGUCUGCUUCUGUUUAGUUCUGCCCUUAUUUAGUACUUCCUGUUCUCGUUUAGUUAAUCUUUGCUCAUUUACCUGUUUUGUAUUCAUCAUCUCGUUUGCUCCUUUGUUUGCCUGCCUUUAUAAGUCUUCAGUUUCCUUUUCUUCUUUGUCCUGGAUUAAUGUUAUUUUCAAUGGUCAAUGUGUGUUGAUGCUUAUUAAAGACUCCUUUCGUUUACUCCUUC
Molecule: messenger RNA, 3429 nt
Organism: Onychostoma macrolepis
Lineage: Eukaryota; Metazoa; Chordata; Actinopteri; Cypriniformes; Cyprinidae
Product: inactive phospholipase D5
Exons: 10
Coding region: 85-1455 (456 amino acids)
Molecular function (GO): catalytic activity
Source: RefSeq, a predicted model, not a curated record